Sporothrix schenckii 1099-18 is the source of this 363-nucleotide messenger RNA. RefSeq lists its product as uncharacterized. Lineage: Eukaryota; Fungi; Ascomycota; Sordariomycetes; Ophiostomatales; Ophiostomataceae. The coding region runs from base 1 to 363 and encodes 120 amino acids. The record is from RefSeq and is a predicted model, not a curated record. The transcript has a single exon.
AUGUACGGUACUGACGAGACACAGAGUGGAAGGCGUGACCGAUCGGUACACUCCACACUCGCAUGCGGCAUGGAAUCUGAACUCACGGAUGAGCAAGGCCAACGAGGGCCAGCAGAGCCACAUGAUGGCCAUGGCGAUCACUGUGAAAAGACUUUUACUCCCAAAAGACGCCGAACAACAGAUGAGUGCAAAAGCAGAAUAGACUUGUUAGGCAGGGAUGCCCCAUGUUCCUCAUUGCUCGUCGUGAAGCCCACGGCUGUCACGUCCUUUUUGCUGACUGCCAUGCUUCGUCUGCAGAAGCAGAACGUCAAAUGUGUCGAAGACGGACAAGUGACAGGCUGUGGAGAAAACGGUGUAUCGUAG